AUGAAUAAAAUUAAAGCGUUUUUCCAUAAAAAUAAACGUUUCGAUACUGAACAAAAUAUUCAACAUAUUGAUCGUAAUAAUAACAAUAAUAGAAAUGAUAAUAAUAUAGGGAAUAACAAUACUUCUAAUACGGUUCCUCGUACAAAGAUAGAUCAAACGAUAGAUCCAAUUCAAAUUAGUUCAGAAAUUGAAACUCAAAAUAUCCCAAUUGCCCCAACAACAGCAAAAACUAAUAUUCCACAAGAACAAACUCAUAUAAUAUCAUCUGUACAAAUUGAUGAAGAUAAUGAUGAUUCAUUUGAUGAUUCUAAUUUAUCAUUAAUAUCAUCAGAUUUUGAAAGUGAAUAUAGUUAUAUUAAUGAUUCAAACACAGAAGAAAACAUUUUUUCUGAACAAAUUGAAUUAAAUAAUUAUAAAUUGAUUGAAAAGAUCGGUGAAGGUGCUUUUUCAAAAGUUUAUAGAGGUAUACCACUUGAAUCAUCAUUUGUGGCAAAACAAUAUAAACAAGUAGCAAUUAAAGUUAUUAAAAAAGAUAUAUUAACCGUUGAAGAUAAUGAACCAAUGGAAAUUAAUGGUGAAAGACAUGGUUCAAGCAAAACUUCAACAAGAGAACAAGUAUUAAAAGAAGUUGCAUUACAUAAACAAGUUUCACCAGGUUGUAAAAAUAUUGUUCAAUUUAUUGAUUUUCAAGAGACUCCAUCGUAUUAUUAUAUUAUUCAAGAAUUAUUAAAUGGUGGUGAAAUAUUUAAUGAAAUUGUUAAAUUAACAUAUUUAAGUGAAGAUUUAACACGUCAUAUUGCAAAACAAUUAGGUAAUGCAAUUAAACAUUUACAUUCAAUGGGUGUUGUUCAUCGUGAUAUUAAACCAGAAAAUUUAUUAUUUAAUUCAAUUGAAUUUUUACCAUCCAUUCAACCACGUAAAUUUCGUAAAAGUGAUGAUCCGAAUUCAAAAGCUGAUGAAGGUAUAUUUAUUCCAGGUAUUGGUGGUGGUGGAAUUGGUAUUGUUAAAUUAGCAGAUUUUGGUUUAUCAAAACAAAUAUAUCAAACAAAUACUAAGACUCCAUGUGGUACAGUUGGUUAUACAGCACCUGAAGUGGUUAAAGAUGAAAUGUAUUCAAUGAAAGUUGAUAUGUGGGGGAUUGGUUGUGUUUUAUAUACAAUGCUUUGUGGAUUUCCACCAUUUUACGAUGAUAAAAUUAAUAUUUUAACAGAAAAAAUUUCAAGAGGUGAAUAUACUUUUUUACAACCAUGGUGGGAUGAAAUUAGUGAUGGUGCUAAAAGAUGUGUUAGUAAAUUAUUAGAAGUUGAUCCAUUAUUAAGAUAUGACAUUGAUGAAUUUUUAAACGAUCCAUGGUUAAAUCAAUAUGAUUGUGAAAUUAAAGAAAAGACGAAAAUUAAAAGAAAAACGAAAAUCCAUCAUAAUAAUAGACGUCGGAUUUUAUUCAAUCAAUUUAAUGAUAAAGAUGUAUUGUAUUCACCUGCCGCUGUAGCAAUGCGUGAUGCAUUCGACAUAAGUAAUGCAGUUGCACGUAUUGAAGAAGAGCGUAUGCAAACACCUGUUUAUGGUCUCGGUUCACUAGCUGAAGGUGACGAAGCUACAUCAUUUGAUGAACAACAGUUAAAAGAACAGGAAAGACAACAGGAAAGACAACAAGAAUUAGAAAAUAAAAUGUUUCAUUUGAAAUUAGAUACUUCUACCAUUGUAAUGAGACGUAAACAAAAGAAAAAUAGCAUACCUUAG
Molecule: messenger RNA, 1740 nt
Organism: Maudiozyma saulgeensis
Lineage: Eukaryota; Fungi; Ascomycota; Saccharomycetes; Saccharomycetales; Saccharomycetaceae
Source: the annotation of a GenBank genome assembly